GCUCUGCAGCAGUGCAGCAGUGCAGCAGUGCAGCACGCUGCCAGACGCGCAGGCCAUGCAUAUGACCUCAUCAGCCGGAUCAUCAGCCAUCAUCUGCUUGAUCGACCACUGGCAGCUAGCUAUAUCAGACAGCCUGGUUCCGGCCUCGACUUCACCCACCUCGCGCCCAUUGCCAAGGCGUAUCGUAUCAUUCUGCCCACGCCAUCUUUCUCGUCCCGCCCCUGCUAGCUCCAGCCCCUGUUCGAUCAAGCACCGAGAUGGUCGGGAGAAAUGGCCUGAAUGCCUUUGGAAGCGGCAGGACCGCCGAAAGCUCUGGCGCGAGCCAGAGAUUUAACACCAGCGCCCGCCGGCAAAGCGGAGCAAAUCCAUAUAAGCCAAAGCCUGCCAUCUUCCGUUUCCAGGAUGGCGCAAACCACGCCCUGGAGGACCAGAGGAGGAAUCAGCUCAAGCACAAGCUCAUCGACUCGGUCAAGGGGGAUGAGCUGGAGAAGUUCCGCAAGUCCGACGACGAGCUCAAGUCCAUAAAGGACAAGAAGAUCAGGCACUUCUACGAGGACCAGAACGAGACCCUCGACGACUGGCUCGAGAUCGACUCCGUCGUCCGCAGCAUCGCCGAUGAUAUCCUGGAAUCCUUCGACCCUGACAGAGACCACGAUGGCCACCGCGAACACGCAGGCAACCUGCAGCUGCAAAAUGAGGACGUCGAGGCAUUCCUCCCCCAGCACGAGAUAGACAACCGUAGGAAAGCAGAGAGGAACGCCCGAAGGGCCAUCAACGUGAACGUCGCCGCCAACAUCUUGCUCCUGGCUGCCAAAGUCACAGCCUGCUUCUUCUCCUCCUCUCUCUCCCUUAUCGCGUCUACCGUGGACUCGGCACUGGACUUGCUCUGUACCAUCAUCGUCUGGACCACCAACCGCCUGGUCCAGUGGCGUCUCACUGCCCUUCAGCGUCGCUUCCCCGUCGGCCGCAGGAGGCUCGAGCCGCUCGGAAUCCUGGUCUUCUCCAUAUUCAUGAUCCUGUCCUUUGCACAGAUUCUGCAGGAGUCAGUCGAGAAGCUCAUGCCCUCAGGCGACCACACCACCGUUAACCUCGGAGUUCUCGCCAUGGCCGCCAUGAUUGCAACCAUUGUCAUCAAGGGUAUAAUCUGGUUUGGUUGUAUCAAGGUGAAAACAACCCAGGUCCAGGCCUUGGCACAGGAUUGCAAGACCGACGUCUAUUUCAACCUGCUUUCGCUCUUGUUCCCCUUGAUAGGGAAGCAAGUCGAUGUCUGGUGGCUCGACCCCACGGGCGCCGCAAUCCUUUCCCUGUUCAUCAUCUGGGACUGGGCCGGCACCGCCUUCGAGAACGUCACGCGCCUGAGCGGCUCCGCCGUCGACGACAGGCUCUUCCGGAAGCUCAUCUUCCUCGCAUGGCGGUUCGCUCCGAUCGUCGAGGGGUUUAAAAAUGUACAGGCGUACCAUGCUGGUGACGGCGUCUGGGUCGAGGUCGACAUCUUGUUGGAUAGUCGCACCCCGCUUAUGAGGUCCCAUGAUAUCGCCGAGACAUUGCAAUACUGCCUUGAGGGCCUGCCCGAGGUCGAUAGAGCAUUUGUGACUACUGAUUACGCCGAGUCGGGCCCGACUGGUCACAGUUCGAACCAGUGUUGAGGGAAUCAUCAAGGGCCUUGAGGUACCAUUCAUAUCACAGGUCAAAGAAAGCAUUAGCAUUUAGCAUCCGAUUACUAGUGUGUUCUGUUGACUAGAAAAGACUAUUUAAUUUGAAUUCAGGUGUAAAGAGA
Messenger RNA from Diaporthe batatas, 1777 nucleotides. RefSeq lists its product as uncharacterized. Gene Ontology annotation, molecular function: monoatomic cation transmembrane transporter activity. The record is from RefSeq and is a predicted model, not a curated record. The coding region runs from base 258 to 1646 and encodes 462 amino acids. The transcript is spliced from 4 exons. Gene Ontology annotation, biological process: transmembrane transport; monoatomic cation transport. Gene Ontology annotation, cellular component: membrane. NCBI's taxonomy places the organism in Eukaryota, Fungi, Ascomycota, Sordariomycetes, Diaporthales, Diaporthaceae.